AAAAAGGAGAAAGAAAAGAGAUGGAAAGAGGAAGAAGGAAGAGAGAGAAAGAAAACAAAAUAAAGUAGUGUCAUCACCUCUCUCUCUCAUCCAACCUUGUUCUUCACUCAUACAUCUCUCCUCGGACUCCCCCUCCCCUCCUUUCUUGUUUCUUCUUCUCUGCCCAAACCCUGCUUAUUUUAUAUCUGUGGUCUGUCCAACUACAAAACUCUGUAAGAAGGAAGAGCUAAGAAAGCUGAGAGAGAGGGAAAAACAAAAACAUCAUGGAAAAUUCUCCAAGACGUCAAGAUAGAGAGAAGCCUUCUGUCCUAACCUCCCCAAACAGCAACAGCAGCAACAGUAGCACCAGUAGCAGCAGCAAUAGCAAUGGAGUUCAGCUCCCCUUAACGCCAAAAACCAUAUGCAGAUCUGAAACCAAUGCGUACCCAACAACCUUCAUCCAAGCAGACACCUCUUCCUUCAAACAAGUAGUCCAGAUUCUCACCGGAUCAUCAGAGACGGCCAAACAAGCGUCCAAGGCCACCGUCGACCCACCAUCCAAAAGCCCCAUACCGCCCAUGAAGACCGGCCCGAAGAAACAAGGAUUUAAGCUUUACGAGAGGAGGAACAGUCUCAAGAAUCUGAAGAUCAGUCCUUUGAUGCCUGGGUUGAUCCAGAAUUCUGGGUUUUCGCCGCGGAAGCCAGAGAUCUUGUCACCUAGUCUGCUCGAUUUUCCUUCCCUUGUUCUCAGCCCGGUUACACCGUUGAUCCCAGACCCGUUUAACAGGUCUCCUACUCCUUAUGCCGACAAUUCUAUCAGUAAUUCCUUAGCAGAAGAGAAAGCGAUUGCGGAAAAGGGGUUCUAUUUGCAUCCCUCGCCUAUUACGACUCCAAGAGACUCCGAGCCCCGGCUUUUGCCGCUCUUUCCGGUGACAUCCCCCAGAGUUUCAGGUUCCUCUUCUUGAAAAGAUGUAGUUUUUGUAAGCGCAUAUCGCAACUGAUGAGGAGAACAUUAAUGGGUCAUGAUUUUUCUGCAGAGAAAAAUUGAGAUCUUGUAUCAAUUGUACAAUUUGAUCUCAAACUUAUCCUUCCCCUUCUUUUUCUUCUUUUUCUUCUUUUUUUUCUGUAAUUUCUUUUCUUAUCUUCUUUUUAUAAUCUAUUCUUCUCAUUUUCCUUUUUGCAUGUUUGUCAAUGAGACCCAUCAACACGAGAAGAAUCUGUGUUUGCCUUCUUCC
This is a messenger RNA of Nelumbo nucifera (sacred lotus), 1214 nucleotides long. RefSeq names its product VQ motif-containing protein 4. Lineage: Eukaryota; Viridiplantae; Streptophyta; Magnoliopsida; Proteales; Nelumbonaceae. The record is from RefSeq and is a predicted model, not a curated record.